AAAAAGAAAAACGAUUUCUUCAUGGAAUCUCCAGCAAGCGUGUCGCGGGCUUGAGACUUCCGCCUCCUAGAAGCUUGCAGUACAAGAGGACGACCGAGGCUGGAACCAUGCUCAAGAUGGUGGUCUCGUUGACAUGGGAGUGAUGCCAAUCUAUGAUACCAAGGAACAAGAAAAUAACCCAAGGAAAGAAGAAAACACAAGCCCCUUGCCUACCAACAAUGCACGCUACCCGCACUUGAAUGCGGGGAGUGCUCUUUGUGUGGUGAAAAGUCUUUGUGUUGCAAACAGGGUGUUGCACGGCAUGAAGAAAAGUCACCAAGCACGCGAAAAAGAAAUAUUACAAAAGCAAAGAAACACUGCAUUUGCAUGCCUUGAGUUUUCUUUCUCGAGCAAAGUCCCCCUCCAUGAAGAACUCUUUCGUAUUCUUGUUGAUCGUGAUGGCACAAUCUUUGCUGCAGGUGGAAUCCAACUGUCAGACGGGCGAAUGGAUCAGCCACGGAGGAGAUCUCAAGAAUCGUCGCUUUGCAGAAGAUGAGCACUUGAUCAGCGUCUGGAGCGCGCCUCACUUAAGCGAAAAGUGGAGCUUUGACGCUGGCGCGGACAUUUCGGCCACACCAGCGAUUUACGACUGUGUUGUCUACUUCCCAUCGUGGAACGGGCUUGUCUUCGCAGUUACCAUCCACGGAGAACUUCUCUGGAGCACGAACUUGACAGAAAUCACGGGAGUUGCCACUUUGUCGCGGACGAUACCGGCUGUGACUGAAGAGCUCUUGCUGUAUGGUUUGCUCGGUCCCGCUAGAGGUGUUGCUUUACACCGUAAGAAUGGAAGAAUGGUGUGGAUGUCAGAAGAUCUGGAUGAAACGCCCCUGGCAAGGAUCACCAUGUCAGGAACAGCAUACGACGGGUAAGCAAACUUCAUUUCUUUUCUUUUUUUCUGCUCUUGAGAACCUAUCAUACUGGCAGAGCUUUCUACGUUGGUAUGUCUUCGCUCCAAGAGCUUGUAAAGGC
Selaginella moellendorffii is the source of this 1008-nucleotide messenger RNA. RefSeq lists its product as uncharacterized. The transcript is spliced from 2 exons. Bases 405 to 908 code for a protein of 167 amino acids. Lineage: Eukaryota; Viridiplantae; Streptophyta; Lycopodiopsida; Selaginellales; Selaginellaceae. The record is from RefSeq and is a predicted model, not a curated record.